CUCUCUCUCUCUCUCUCUCUCUCUCUCUCUCUCUCAACAUAGGAUGCUCUUGUAAGAAAGUAAUCCAUCCCCUCUGGGCUCUGCAUGUACGUUCGUCCCACCACUACUGCAAAAUUACCCAGAUGACUGGUAACGAACAGUACUGCUGCUGUGACGACUUACAGAUACCUUUUACGACCAUUCUGAAACGCUACCGUAUGUGCCAUAAUUCUAUUCUUACGUUUCUGACAUACACGCUUGCUGUCACUUGAGUUGCUGGGUCCGCGUACAGGUGGGUUUGGACGGAUGCCAAGUGCCAAUUACUUUACCGGACAUGCAUCUAAUUUACCUAUAAGCGUGUGUUUGGGUUCGCUUCUGUGUUUUACUAAAUUACGUUAAUCUUAGAAAUGGAAUGUGAAUUCGGAAAAGUUCCAAACAAGUUGUCACAGAACCAGGCCUAAGGACAGAGGUCACGGGCGAGGCAAUCUCGAUCAGAAAAGAUUAUAACCUCUAAUGCUGUUUACAGACGAGUAGAUUGUAGAGCCUCGGACAGAAAGGAGCAGUGGCAACGUGGAAUCCAAAUCAUAUCAAUGCUUAAAUUUGUAUGUUUAUUGGUUUUUCUUACAUGAUUUUAUAUAUUGUCUACCAAUCUCUUCUGACUGCGCUGUAUUCACGUGUAUCAAUAAGCUGCUUAUUACAUUCGCAGAUGCAGAGGCCAUACUACUAGAAACUGCUCGGCUGUAUAUGAAGAACAAACAAAUUAAUAGUAAGAAUAGUAAUGGUGAUAUCUCAAAAACCGCGUUUUCCUCCAGCCAGGAAUCUGAAGGUCAGGCAGGUUGUAACUCCACCAAUCACAGCACAGGAAUAGCGACAAGUCACCUGAAUACACCAAUCAGAGAAUGGGGCGUCGCGACACACCCCCGAGAGAAAUGGGUCUGUAUUCGUGUAUGAAAUGUAUAAAAGGGCGACCUCUGACAACAAGUAAAUGCUACACGUGACCACCACGCUGCUGUUGGUACUGCAAGCUGCUGAGAGUCAGUGGUGGUCCAGCAAGCAAGGAAAGGUAUACGUCAGUCGUUGAGCUGCCCUUGUGUUCUAAAAUGAAGUCUUUUGUGGAAGUCAGUCCUGACAGUCACUUUCCCAUUCAGAAUCUUCCUUACGGAGUGUUCUCCACAACUGAUAAUGCAACUCAUCGUCUUGGUGUGGCUAUUGGCGACCUGAUCCUGGACCUGUCCGUCAUCGCUCAUCUCUUCACUGGGCCGCUACUCAAGAACCAGCAGCAGGUGUUCAAGGAGUCCACCUUGAACAGCUUCAUGGGCCUGAGUCCCGCUGCCUGGAGUGAGGCUCGCACCACCAUCCAGACACUGCUGGCCCAUGACCAGCCUACGUUGAGGGAUGACUGUCAGCUGAGAGCUAAGGCAUUGGUGCCUCAGGCUGGAGCAAUGAUGUAUCUCCCAGCUCACAUUGGUGACUACACAGACUUUUACUCCUCGCUGGAUCAUGCCACCAAUGUUGGGACCAUGUUCAGGGGGAAGGAGAAUGCACUCAUGCCAAACUGGAAGUACCUGCCAGUUGGCUACCAUGGGCGAGCCUCCAGCGUGGUUGUGUCUGGCACUCCCAUUCACCGGCCUAAUGGUCAGACAAGACCCAAGGAUGAUGAGCCACCUGUGUUUGGCCCGUGUCGCCUGAUGGACUUUGAGUUGGAGAUGGCAUUCUUUGUAGGGGGUGGCAAUACACUGGGAACGCCCAUCAGUGUGAAAGAAGCCCAUAAUCACAUCUUUGGCAUGGUGGUUAUGAAUGACUGGAGUGCUCGUGACAUCCAGAAGUGGGAGUACGUUCCACUGGGCCCCUUCCUGGCCAAGAACCUUGGCACCACCAUCUCCCCGUGGGUUGUGACCAUGGAUGCACUCAAGCCAUUCCUGGUGGACAACUACACACAGGAUCCCAAGCCAUUCCCCUACCUGGUUCAUGACGAGAAGUACAAUUUCAACAUCAACCUGGAAGUUGGUAUCAAAAGUGCAGGGAGUAAGCAAGCCGGGACAGUGUGUCGCAGCAACUUCCGUUACAUGUACUGGACCAUGAAACAGCAGCUUGCCCAUCAUACUGUCACUGGAUGCAACAUGCGUCCAGGAGACCUUCUGGCGUCAGGCACCAUAUCGGGACCUACUGAAGAUUCCUUUGGCUCAAUGCUGGAGUUGUCUUGGAGAGGCAGCAAGACGGUCGACAUUGGCAAUGGAGAGACACGGAAGUUCCUUCAAGAUGGUGAUGAAGUUGUCAUGACUGGAUACUGCCAGGGAGAGGGAUACAAGGUUGGCUUUGGACCCUGCACUGGGAAGGUUCUCCCUGCUAUCUCCAUUAAUUAAAAAUUCAACUAAGCAUGGGUGGUGAUUUAACUUUGGUCAUGACACUGAUGCAAUAAUAAAGAGGGAGUUGAACAUCAAUUUCAUGUGCUCCUAGGAAUGAGAGAGGAAAAA
Portunus trituberculatus (swimming crab) is the source of this 2453-nucleotide messenger RNA. It is a transcript of the gene Faa, whose product is annotated as fumarylacetoacetase-like. Gene Ontology annotation, molecular function: fumarylacetoacetase activity. Gene Ontology annotation, biological process: homogentisate catabolic process; L-tyrosine catabolic process; L-phenylalanine catabolic process. NCBI's taxonomy places the organism in Eukaryota, Metazoa, Arthropoda, Malacostraca, Decapoda, Portunidae. Bases 1080 to 2342 code for a protein of 420 amino acids. The record is from RefSeq and is a predicted model, not a curated record. The transcript is spliced from 9 exons.